This is a messenger RNA of Rhodamnia argentea, 1402 nucleotides long. Its product is annotated as endoplasmic reticulum-Golgi intermediate compartment protein 3-like. The coding region runs from base 3 to 1160 and encodes 385 amino acids. The record is from RefSeq and is a predicted model, not a curated record. Gene Ontology annotation, cellular component: COPII-coated ER to Golgi transport vesicle; endoplasmic reticulum. The transcript has 13 exons. NCBI's taxonomy places the organism in Eukaryota, Viridiplantae, Streptophyta, Magnoliopsida, Myrtales, Myrtaceae.
ACAUGGACAAGGCGUUGAACAAGCUGCGGAACUUGGACGCCUACCCUAAGAUCAAUGAGGACUUCUACAACCGCACGUUCUCGGGCGGCGUCAUCACCCUCGUCUCCGCCAUCGUUAUGCUCCUCCUCUUCUUCUCGGAGUUCAGAAAUUAUCUUCAUACUGUUACUGAGUCAAAGCUAGUCGUUGAUACUUCAAGAGGAGAAAAGUUGAGAAUAAAUUUUGAUGUUACAUUCCCCGACAUUCCGUGUUCAUUACUCAGUGUUGAUGCGAUGGAUAUCAGUGGAGAGCAACACCUUGAUAUAAGGCAUGACAUAGUCAAGAAAAGAAUCGAUCCUCACCAUAAUGUUAUCGAAGUCAGGCCUGAUGUGAUCGGUGCACCAAAGAUUGAGAAGCCUUUACAGAAACAUGGCGGUAGGCUUGAGCAUAAUGAAACGUAUUGUGGGACCUGUUAUGGUGCUGAAGCGUCAGACGACGAUUGUUGCAAUAAUUGUGAAGAGGUUCGUGAGGCAUACAGAAGAAAAGGUUGGGCGGUGACAAAUGUUGAUCUAAUCGACCAGUGUAAGCGAGAAGGUUUUGUCCAAAAAAUAAAAGAUGAAGCAGGUGAAGGAUGUAAUAUCCACGGAUCUCUAGAGGUUAAUAAAGUGGCUGGAAAUUUUCAUUUUGCAGCUGGGAAGAGUUUUCACUUAUCGAAUUUCAAUGUGCAAGAUUUGAUUGCUUUCCAAUCACAGAGCUACAAUAUCAGUCACAAGAUCAACAGCUUAAGUUUUGGUGAUUACUUUCCCGGUGCGGUGAAUCCUCUAGAUGGGGUGCAAUGGGCGCAUGAAACACACAAUGGCAUGUACCAGUACUUCAUCAAGGUUGUCCCCACGAUAUAUAAAGAUAUCAGAGGCCGAACAGUAAACUCAAAUCAGUAUUCUGUCACCGAGCAUUUUAGGAAUUCUGAGAUGGGUCGUCCUCAGUUACUUCCUGGAGUAUUUUUCUUCUAUGAUUUUUCUCCAAUAAAGGUUACCUUCAAAGAGGAGCACGUUCCGUUUUUGCACUUCAUAACCCACAUUUGUGCUAUAGUUGGGGGAGUAUUCACGGUUGCUGGCAUAGUUGAUUCAUUCAUCUACCAUGGGCAAAAAGCUAUCAAGAAGAGGGAAAUCGGAAAAUUCAGUUGACUUUUGCCACAUGCUCCUGUCGAACGCGUAAUCUGGUUAGGCCUCGGUGCAGAAGAUGAUGCAAAACUGUUCUAUACUAAGGCAAAGGGUUGUUAGAGUUCUAAAAUUGGUGUGACGAAUAGGAGGUUUUCAUGGCAGUUUGCACGAGAAGGAGUUUGUAACUUUGUUUUCAGUGACCUCAUCUCCAGUUAAAGCCAUUUGCAGGUUUUCCGAGGAUUUAAUCAUUAAUGGCAAAUUCUUUC